This is a messenger RNA of Selaginella moellendorffii, 2032 nucleotides long. RefSeq names its product F-box protein SKIP8. Bases 102 to 1025 code for a protein of 307 amino acids. The record is from RefSeq and is a predicted model, not a curated record. Lineage: Eukaryota; Viridiplantae; Streptophyta; Lycopodiopsida; Selaginellales; Selaginellaceae. Gene Ontology annotation, molecular function: protein binding. The transcript is spliced from 7 exons.
CUAAAGAGAAGAUGGCUUGCCGCUCCCGAUUCUCCUCUAGCGGCACCAGCUCAAUCUUUCUCCACGGGUAAGCAAGGACAAAGAGGGAGCCAAAAAGGGAAAUGGCGCCACUGCGGUCUCUCCGUGCCCGAGGUAGAGCCUUCUUCUUCCUCCUCCUUGUCAUCCGCGCUUCGUCCAGCAGCAGCCCUACUUCUUCUUCCUCCUCCCACUCACAAAUGGAGGAGGCGGUUUGGCACGCUCUCAGCCUCUUGCUCUUGCUCCUUGGCUGCGCAUGCGGCGCCCUGGCGAUCAGAUGGCACUCGCUGAUUUGCUGCUCCUCCUCCUCCGCCAAGAAAAUGCCCUGCUCCGCCAAAUUCGUAUUGCCGCUCAAGCCCAGCGACGCCGCCACCAAGGUGGCGGCGAACAUCACCGCCAAGGCCGAGUUGUCCAUGAUGGAGCAGCUUGUGCCCGAGAUCACUCACCACGUCCUGAGCUACCUGGAUUUCAAGAGCUUGUGCUGCAUGUCCAUGACCAAUGUGGCCAUGAGGAAGGCCGCCAACGACGAGAGCGCCUGGAAGUCCCUCUAUCACAAGGAUUGGAAUCCCGAGCAGCAAAACAUCGUCCCUCCGCACGGCUGGAAGGCCUACUACGCCGUAACCAAGGCCGUCGCGGAAGCCAACCGGGCUUUCUACAACAAGUUCAAGGCAAAGUCCCUGCGAGGGAUGGGGCAAAUUUGGCUCCACGCGGAUUACGUGAAGUGUAUCCAUCCUGGUGGUGAGCUUAUAUCAGGGUUUGAUGCGGUGAUGGAGAACUGGCGCUUGGUGUUCAACUGGAGCCAAAGGUACGAUUUCGAGCUCCAGGAUGUCAAAGUCCGUGUGAGUGGUGACAUGGCCUGGGUGACGAGCAAAGCUUUUGUAAAUGCGUCUGUGGAGCCUCUCUUGUCUACAAAUUGUUACGAGCGCCACGGCCAGCAGUGGUAUGUGGUGCAUCACCAUUGCUCCCCGCAGCUUGACUUUGCUUUCCCUGACUACGGUAUGUUUAGCUAGCUGAGGUGGUGCUAAGUAUUUUUCUCCCUCCCGUCACAAUGAAAGGUGUAUAUAUUGUGAGAUCCAGGCAGCCCAGAAAAAGAAGGAAAAAAAAAAAAAAAACAAGCCUUUUUUUCCCUCUCGUGUUUUCAGUCUGUCAUGCUAUUUUUUCAAUGCCAUGCUUUGCGAGAGUUUAGUUUCACUCUCGUCAUACGUCCUUGGUGAAACCAAAGCUACGAUGGAUGGUAAGGGAGCUCCUCCGUCUUCUUCUUACUUCCAGAAGCUGCGAUUGAAUUUAUCAAUUAUUUUGAUGAAUGGUAAGUGUUUUCCAGGACUUAUUUGAGAUCAUCACCAUGACGAGCUCCUUUUUGUACUGCCAUAAGUUGCGAUCUGAAUCGAUCAAUAGCUUCAGUGGAUGAAGCUGCGAUUGAAUCGAUCAAUAGCUUCAGUGGAUGAAGCUGCAAUUGAAUCGAUCAAUAGCUUUAGUGGAUGAAGCUGCGCGAUAGAUGCAAUACAAGCCGAUCCUCAAAUCUGGGAGUGGCUUUGCGAUUCCACCACCACCAGUGACGACGAGUCCUUACAAGACAGUUAAGGCCAGUAAGCAGCGAAUGCGUGAGUGCCAGAUUUAACAGAGCUUUGGCAUUGUUUUUACGAGGCCAUGCUGCUCACGCUGAUGGAAUGGAAAAUCCUAAAAACUCUUAUUCCAGGUAAGUAGUUGCUCUGUGCAAAAUGAAGGAGAUGCUUACAAAAGAGUUUGGCUUUUGGCACAUUUACUAGCCAUAACCCCAGCUUUGGCAAAUUUAUUAGCAAUAAAAUGACAAGCCUUUGGAAGCUCACAAGCAAAAUGCCAACUUUCCCAACCGGGCUACCCAACAACAGCGAGACAUUUGCAUAUUUGCGGUAAGAAAUUAAAACUGGUGACAAAGGGAUGAGAUCCUGCAACGCAGCCAGCCAGUGCUCAAAUGAUUCUCUUUGGUUUUUUUUCUUUAUCUUUUUUCUUCGAGGAAUUUCAAGUUUUUUUCCUCCAA